GAGCAGGAGGAGUCGGAGGAGCAUCAGGAGCUGCUCACCUGAACAAUGUCUCACAUCACUGCUCAGCUGGCCAUUCUCAUCUUUAUGUCAUGGACCACUAAUUGUGCGAAGUUUCAGCAAUCACCAAACAUCUUAGCUAAACAUGACAGCAGAAAAGAAGAAAUCCUCUGCAGCCAUGAUGACAGCAGCCUUCUACUCAUGUUAUGGUACCGCCAAACCAGUCACAGCACAGCCUUGGCUCUCAUUGGAUAUGGCUACAGUGGUAGUGACCCCACAUAUGAGCAGGACUUUUCGGGUGGUGGGCUUGAGUUGAAGAGGAAUGGGACUACUGCUGGAUCACUGGUUCUCUCAAAUCUGAACUCAUCCAACUCCGCUGUGUACUUUUGUGCUGCUAGUAUCACAGUGCUGCAGAUGAGUACAGCUCCCUCACCCAAAACCCUCAUCAAAGCAGUUCACAUGGAGGGAAGAUGCAUGCCUAUAUUCGUUCAUUUGAAUAUAAAAUGGCACCAUGACAGGAUCAUGAGUUGGAUGGUGUAUCAACUUCUACUGUUAUGCCAAGUGUUAGGGUACACCGUUGGCGUAACAUUUGAUCAGCCUCGAUCAUUCACAGCACAACUUAAUGGAGAAAUGAAGAUCAAUUGUAGCCAUGAUGACACAAAGCUUGAUGUUAUGUUGUGGUAUAUUCAUAAGACAGUCAGUAAUACCACUAUGGAAUUAAUUGGAUAUAUUUAUGGCACCCUUGAACCUACCUAUGAGGACAAAUUCAAGCUUGAAAAAACUAAGAAAAGGUUUCAGAUGAAAAGAAUAUCCGAUGUCAGCUCAUCACUGACAAUCUCGAAUCUAAAUCUACAAGACUCUGCUGUGUACUUCUGUGCAGCCAAAGAACCCACAGCAAUUAAACUGCAGGUCCCUCCCUUACUCAAACCCUGGCACUCAUAAGAAGCCACUUCAUGCUCUGUACUCCAAAGGUUUACUGUUAUUUCAUUUGUGUUGUUUAGAUACCUGUACGUUUAUCUGUCACUACAAUUGUAAAUGCAUCUCUUUCAGCAUGACCCUUAGAAAUGCAGUGUGUUGUUGGACAGCAUAUCAGUCCAUUUCUCAUGAUGUUAAGAGUGCAAAGCUAUAUGCUGAGAAUACUGCUAUAUUUCAUUCAACAUUAACAACCUUUCAACA
Messenger RNA from Sardina pilchardus (European sardine), 1173 nucleotides. RefSeq lists its product as uncharacterized. Gene Ontology annotation, biological process: cell surface receptor signaling pathway. The transcript is spliced from 4 exons. Lineage: Eukaryota; Metazoa; Chordata; Actinopteri; Clupeiformes; Clupeidae. The coding region runs from base 46 to 939 and encodes 297 amino acids. Gene Ontology annotation, cellular component: plasma membrane. The record is from RefSeq and is a predicted model, not a curated record.